UGAAUGUGGAGACCCAACCGGAAAGCUUUAAUUUAGUUAUCUGAGUAGCUAAGAGGCUAUCAUCCUCGAGCUAACGCCGUUAAAAUUGCUAAACCCUUUAUAUUCGAUCAACUAUUUCCUGUUGUGGUCUGAUAACUGUGCAGGAUAACAAUGAUUAAAGCUAUUUUGAUAUUCAACAAUCACGGUAAACCGCGGCUGAUUAGGUUCUAUCAAUAUUUCACGGAGGACAUGCAGCAGCAGAUCAUUCGGGAGACUUUUCAUUUGGUAUCCAAGAGAGACGACAAUGUCUGCAACUUCCUGGAGGGUGGAAGUCUCAUUGGUGGUUCAGAUUACAAACUCAUCUACCGGCACUAUGCAACCCUUUACUUUGUCUUCUGUGUGGACUCAUCUGAGAGCGAGCUUGGAAUUCUGGACCUGAUACAGGUGUUUGUGGAAACACUGGAUAAAUGCUUUGAAAACGUCUGUGAGCUGGACCUCAUAUUCCACAUGGACAAGGUACACUACAUCUUGCAGGAAGUGGUGAUGGGAGGCAUGGUGCUGGAGACUAACAUGAAUGAGAUCGUAGCUCAGGUGGAGCUGCAGAACCGCAUGGAGAAGUCAGAGGGCGGUCUGUCUGCAGCUCCAGCUCGUGCUGUCUCCGCUGUGAAAAACAUGAACCUGCCAGAGAUUCCUCGAAAUAUCAACAUCGGAGACAUCAAUAUCAAAGUACCGAGCCUCUCCCCAUUCUGAGAAGCCUCCCAGCUGAGCUCUGCUGGGCUGAUGUACUACAGACAUACCUGUUUCCCUCCUCCCAGCUCUCUAGCUAAGACAGAAAACUGUGUGUGUGUGUGUGUGUGUGUGUGUGUGUGUGUAUAUAAAUAUAUAUAUAUCAGUCUUUUCACAUGUUCAGGAGUUCUGGAUUAUUUUUGAGUUCUGUUGCUAACAGUUACUUUAGUUAAAGCAUUUGCACAAGAAUGUAAAUUAUCUUUCUAUAAAGCUUUAGCAGUUAUAUUGCUAUCUUGACAUCGCCUGCUAUUCCCAGUGUGUCCUGCAGAUCUGCUCUAGAUUUCCUGUUCCGUCCAAAAGAAAAACGACUGCUGAUCCAGUGUGUAUUUUUCUGCACGUUUUUUUAUUUUUCCCAAGCUCCGACAUUCAUCGUUUGUUCUGCCUAAGUUCUGAAAAACAUUCCCUCCUGUCUGGAGGAGUUCACUGUACCCUUUGGCCUCUGCAGUAUGCAGCAAAUGUUCCAAAUGUGUGCUCUCAGAAUGGGAUCAGACUCAUCUGCCUGGCUGCUGUCGCAGUUUUUUUUCCCCCUCCUUCUCUGUGAUAUACUGCGUCUCUGAUGUCCUUGUGAUUUGUGAAUAAUAUAAUUGUUCUCCUGGGUGCAGAUUGUGCUCAGCCUAGGAAAAUGUAAAUGCUGUGUAUUUCUAGCCAGCUUUUAAUGUGCCGUGAUAGGAUCCUUCCGACGUCUGUUCAGAGAUGCGAGAUACUCAUGUUUUUUUGAAGCGUAUUUGUGUUUGUUUGGUCUGAUGCGAUCAGUCAGAUUGAUGUCAAAGCUGUGCCCUGUAAGUAGUUUUACCAUAAAUUCCUGUCAAUCCUCCUGAGCAAAGAAAUACGUCUCUGUGCCAAGAAAUUAAAUGAAUGAAAACACCAA
This is a messenger RNA of Solea solea (common sole), 1633 nucleotides long. It is a transcript of the gene ap3s2, whose product is annotated as adaptor related protein complex 3 subunit sigma 2. The coding region runs from base 151 to 729 and encodes 192 amino acids. The record is from RefSeq and is a predicted model, not a curated record. Gene Ontology annotation, biological process: intracellular protein transport; Golgi to vacuole transport. Lineage: Eukaryota; Metazoa; Chordata; Actinopteri; Pleuronectiformes; Soleidae. Gene Ontology annotation, cellular component: AP-3 adaptor complex; membrane coat; intracellular membrane-bounded organelle. The transcript is spliced from 6 exons.